UCAAAAUAUUAAAAUAUGAUUUAAUUGGGUGAUUAUUAUUUGCGUUAUUUUUUGUUCUUGGUUUUAUUUGGCAAUUAUGAUAUGAUUUUAUAACGAAUUUUGAAAAUUGUUUUAUAUUUACAAAAUUUGGGUUGAAAUAAUGAGUGGAGUAUACAAUUUUAUCCGUAAUUAUGACGCAAAGAGCAACGAAAAGGCGGAUAGACACUGUGAAGAUGAAUGUGAUGUACUGGAUAAAUCUAAUUCAAUUUUUGUAACAAAUAGAAAAAUAUUUGACACAUCUAAUUUUACUCUGAGCUAUGUUCAAAAUAAGAAGGAUGUUAGCAAAAAGAAUGUCAAAAUAAAAUUAUUAACUAACGUACCAGAAAGUACUUUGGAAAAUUUGCCAAUUAAAUCAUCUGGUGAACCAGAAAAAUCUGAACAUGGCGCAGAUGGAUAUGAUGAAGGUGGCGAAGAUGAAGAAGAUGAAAAGAAUGAGGACGAUGAAGAAGAAGCGCAAACACCUGAUCAAACUAAUUUUUCGUUCGAUUUUGUCAAAAAUUCCAAGACAGAAGAUGUUAAAAUAGAAUUACUAGCAAAUGAGCCAGAAACUCCAAAAGAAGAUGACGAAGAAAAAAUAGAGACCCCGCAAUUGGAUCCACGUUUUCCAAACCAAAAUCAAACCAGUCAUUGCUGGUCUGCCUAUGUUGAUUACCAUAGAUGUGUGAAUUUAUUAGGGGACGAGCAUGACGCCGCCAAAUAUUUCAAAAAAGUUUACACGUCGAUGUGUCCAAACAGAUGGGUAGAGCGAUGGGAUGAACAACGUGAAAAUGGUACAUUUCCAGCUAUUAUCGAUCGGGUUAAAUCAAAAGAAGACGAGGAAACAUGUGAUGAAACAAAAGAAGAUUUUGAGGAAUGUAAAAAAAGGCAAGAAGAAAAGCAGGCUGAAAAGGAAAUAUUGGAAAGAGAUGCAGAAGCUGAGAAGGGAAAAGCAGUUACUGAGAAAGCGAAAGAAGAAGAGACCACAAAGAAAAAGAAAAAGAGUAAGAAAUUCUUCAGAUGGUAAAAUAAUUUGUUUACCACAAAGAAUUCUGUUCAUUAUACUCCAUCAUUUUCUUUACAAUAU
Messenger RNA from Chrysoperla carnea, 1102 nucleotides. RefSeq names its product cytochrome c oxidase subunit 6b-1-like. The transcript has 2 exons. Bases 140 to 1042 code for a protein of 300 amino acids. Lineage: Eukaryota; Metazoa; Arthropoda; Insecta; Neuroptera; Chrysopidae. Gene Ontology annotation, cellular component: respiratory chain complex IV; mitochondrion. The record is from RefSeq and is a predicted model, not a curated record.